AUGUCAAAUUUCAUCCGGGAUAAGCCGCUGCGAAAAACCGCCGCGGAAGGAUACGAAAAUGACAGCGACCGAGAGUUUAUCGCUGAUUCCAGCGACGAUAAAGAUGAUGAUUCUCAAUCUGAUUCUGAACUGGGCUCUGAUUCAUCGGAUGCUGUGGAAAGAAUGAAUAGGGAGGAAUACAAGCGAAGCACGCGAAAAGUUACAAGAAGAGGGCGGGUAAAGAAAGAAAUUGAAUCCGAGAUUACCAGUGCUUCCUCUUCGGAUGAAAUCACCAUCAAGAAGAAGCGGAAGGUAAUGAGCUCUUCCAGCGAUGAGGAAGCCCCGCCGCCUGUUGAUGCGCCUCCGAAACCAGCACCAAAAAGAAGCAAGAGAAAGAGGAAUCUUUCGUCUUCCGAGGAAGAGGCGAAUGAACAGAAUUCAGCGGACUCUUCGGAAGAUGCAACGAAAGCUACGCCGCUUAGAAGAUCGAGAAGAAAAACAAGACAGAAUAGGGUUCGGAAAGUCUUCGUUUCCGUUGACAGUGAUGAUGACAAGCCAUCAACCCAGAACCUUGCGUCGAGCGGAGAAGAGCCCGAGAAGCCAACCAACACAAAGACAGUUCCAGUGGAGACACCGAUGUGCGAAGAUCAGUAUUCGAAAACGUACGGUGGCGAUUUCACGGAACUUGUAAUCGUGAUCACCCCCCUGACGAAGCGCGAGAUUAAAUUACAAACCAAAGCUGGCUGGCUAGACGAUGAAGCGGACGAAAAGCGACCUUCAGAGACAGAAUCUUCUGACGGCGACAUUGAGCCUUUCAAACCCGAUUCUCACAAUUGCUCCUUCGCGAAGCCGAAAGUUAUCGUCUCCUCCGACGAAUCAGAUGUGGAGACGAAGGCACAGCGAAAAAUACGACGACCCAUGAUCGUGGAGUCUUCUGAUUCAGAUGAAGAAAAGCCAAUUCCAGCUAAACGAGCUCCACGAGCGUGGCAGAAUACUGACGAAAGCUCGAGCGACGAGGAUAUGGACAAAGAUCUAUCUGAUUUUGUCGUCUCUGAUGAAGAAAGUCAGAAGAAAAAACAGAAAGAAAAGACGCAAGUAAUUCAUGAUAGCGAAUCUGAGUCUUCCGAAGAAGAAAGGCCGGGAAACCGAUCCAUUCUAGCAGAACUGGCGCCUGAACUCAUGCAAGAUCUUAGAAGAGAUCAAGUCUUGAGCAAGGCUGAUUUCAAGUUGAUUAUCAAACUGUUUGUUAUGGACAAUUUGAACUCGAAGAGCUUGGACAAUGCAAACGGUACGCGCGAUGGGUUUUCAGAAGAAUUCACCGAGUUCAAUCAGAAAGUGCGAAGAGCGAUAAACAAGAUGGACAAUUCGCUGAACGAAAGCAUGAGCAAAUGCGUCACUGGAGCUUGGAAUGCCAUUGUCAGACGAAGGAUUGAUAUGCAUUCGACCAUGUCUACCGUUCCAGCGAUGAACAUCUGGAAAUGCAAAGUUUGUAAUCGGAGAAGAAAGUGUAGCGUAAUGGUAAGCCUUGUGGGAUACGAGUACAACAGGUCAAGUCUGAGGCAAAACAAACAUGCCGACUAUGAGAUUACGGACGAGGAAAUUCCAUUCAUGGAGGAUGUGAACGGGCAACAAGAGUACAAGAAUGAAGAUGAUGAUGAAGAGACGGAGGAGGAGAAAGUACCAGGAGUGCUCUUUAGUGUCGGCCCAAGAUGCUUUUUCAGAAUGGACUUGUACCACGAGGCCCGUCACUAUAAGGCGGCACUUUAUGCGGAAAUCCAGGAAGAGUACGCUCAUCAGCUUGAAAACGACGAUGCUCUUCAGAAAGCUCACUGGGAAGCAGAACGUGAUGAGCACAAACCCGAUCGUCUCGUGGGCGCAGAUCUUUUUCGAGUAGCAGAUCUAUUCGUGGAGAAGAUGGAAGGAUAUAUAGAUACCAGCUACGCUCAGUACACUGGCAUUGGAAUUCGAGCACGAGAUGUCGACCUCCAAGCUGGCUACAUCGACGAAGAAUGA
This is a messenger RNA of Oikopleura dioica, 1992 nucleotides long. Lineage: Eukaryota; Metazoa; Chordata; Appendicularia; Copelata; Oikopleuridae. The record is from the annotation of a GenBank genome assembly.